Messenger RNA from Sporisorium graminicola, 1974 nucleotides. RefSeq lists its product as uncharacterized. The record is from RefSeq and is a predicted model, not a curated record. The transcript has a single exon. NCBI's taxonomy places the organism in Eukaryota, Fungi, Basidiomycota, Ustilaginomycetes, Ustilaginales, Ustilaginaceae. Bases 1 to 1974 code for a protein of 657 amino acids.
AUGGCCUUCCGACAGCGAGUUCUGCCGCUUCUUGGUGCUUCGGCCGUGGGUGUCGGCAUCGGCUACUACGUCUUUGAUCCUCUGCUGCAGCAGUAUGCCAAGGACACCAAUGGCACCUUUGUAGCUGGUCCACCCGGCAGCAACUCGCUUCCGGACCUCAAGCCCCACGUCGGAGCCACGUCGGAGCUUCACGAACGUCCUCCCGUCGGCUCGUCUGCUGCUCGCGGCAUUUCGGGUCCGAUCGCACGCCCUGGCACCGACCUCAAACACAACGAGCUCAACCAGCUCCCCGGCAGCGUACCUUACGGAACCGUCUCCAAGGAGAUCGACCAGCUGCGUCGCAACGUCAACGAAAAGGUCGACCAUGCCGAGCAGAGACUUGAAGAUGCCAAGCACAACAUCGAGAACAGAUACCAGAAUGCAAAGGGCGAAGUCAAGAGCACCUGGCGAUCUGCCAAGGGUAGCGCCGAGGAUGCUGUCGACAGCGCUGCUGCACAGGCCGACAACGUCAAGCAGAACGCCAAGCAAGGCUGGUUCUCGGCCAAGGACACCGCUGAGCAAAAGGCCAACGAGGCUCAAGCUACCGCCAAGAAGGGCUGGUUCAGCACCAAGGAUAAGGCCGACGAAGCUGCAGAGCAGGCCAAGUCGGGCCUGUUCUCGGUCAAAGAUGCUGCUGAGCAAAAAGCCCACGAUGCUCAGGCUGCUGCUAAGAGGGGCUGGUUCACGACCAAGGAGAAGGCCGAGGAGGCUGGACAGCAAGUCAAGGCCGGCUUGUUCUCGGCCGAGGACGCCUACAAGCAGAAGGUCGAUCAGGCUGCUGACCAGGCCAAGCAAGGCUGGUUCGCCACCAAGGACAAGGCUGAAGAUAUCAGCGAGCAGGCCAAGUCUGGCUGGUACUCCACCAAGUCUGCCGCAGAGCAAAAAGCCGCUGAAGCUGAAGCAGAGGCCAAGAAGGGCUGGUUUGCCGCUAAAGACAAGGCUGCCGAGGCAGAGGAGCAGGCUAAAUCCAGCUGGUUCUCCACCAAAUCGGCGGCUGAGCAGAAAGCCGACGAGGCCGCCAAGCAGGCUAAGCAAGGCUGGUUUGCUGCCAAAGACAAGGCCGAAGAUGCUGGCGAGACGGCUAAGAGCUCGUGGUUCUCCACCAAGUCUGAGGCUGAGCAAAAAGCGAGCGAGGCUGCUGAUCACGCCAAGGCCGGCUGGUUCUCGGCCAAGGACAAGGCCGCCGAGGCUGGCGAGCAAGCCAAGGGCUCGUGGUUCUCUGGCAAAUCGGCUGCUGAGCAAAAGGCAGACGAGGCCGCACGGUCCGCAAAGCAGGGAUGGUUCUCUGCCAAGGACAAGGUCGACGAGGCCGAGCAGCAGGCCAAGUCGAGCUGGUUCUCCAGCAAGUCGGCUGCCGAAGACAAGUACGAAAAUGCCAAGGGCGAAGCGCAGAAGGGCUGGUUCAACCUCAAGAGCAAAGCCGAAGGUGCUGUCGAUGAUGCCGAGAGCCACGCCCAAAGCUACCGCGACCAGCUCGAGCACAACGCACAGCAGAAGAUCCUCGCUGCGCAGUACAACGCCGAGGUGCGUGCCGGUGAGGCUCGUGGCCACCUGCAAGGUGAACAGCUCAAGGGCGAUUACCGCGAUCUCAAGCAGACGGGCAAAGAGUGGAAGUCGGAGCUCGACGCCAAGGCACGCGAGGCGCGCAACCAGGCCGAGAGCGAGUACAACAAGCUGCGCAGCCAGUCGCAGCAGGGCUACAAGAACCUCAAGGACGAAGCCAACUCGGGCUUCUACACUCUCAAGGACAAAGCGGACAGCGGAUACGAGUCGCUUCGCUCCAAGACCGCUGACGGUCUUGAUUAUGCUGGAGACAAGCUGCACCAGGGUGCUCGUAAGGUCGAGGGCUCGCAGGAGCCUGAAUCGACGGGCCUGUGGAACUGGAUCUUUGGAAACGGAAGGGCCACCGAGAAGGUGGCUUCCAACCUCGAGUAA